Molecule: messenger RNA, 538 nt
Organism: Neocloeon triangulifer
Lineage: Eukaryota; Metazoa; Arthropoda; Insecta; Ephemeroptera; Baetidae
Product: probable 3-hydroxyacyl-CoA dehydrogenase B0272.3
Biological process (GO): fatty acid beta-oxidation
Cellular component (GO): mitochondrion
Molecular function (GO): (3S)-3-hydroxyacyl-CoA dehydrogenase (NAD+) activity; NAD+ binding
Source: RefSeq, a predicted model, not a curated record
AUGUGGCUUUCCUUCGGAGUGUCGCCCUUGGACUCGACCGUGGCCAUGAGGGCAGCCAUCAAUCGAUUUGGCGGUUUGCACUUUUUCAACCCGGUGCCGGUGAUGCGCCUUCUGGAGGUCAUCCGCACCCCUCACACCUCCGAGGAAACUUACCAGGCCAUGAUGGAGUGGGGCAAGGCCCUGGGGAAGGGGACCGUGACCUGCAAAGACACGCCGGGCUUCAUCGUCAACCGGCUGUUGGUGCCGUACAUGGCCGAUGCCCUUUGCCUGAUCGAAAGGGGCGACGCGACCCCGAAGGACGUCGACCUGGGCAUGAAACUCAGCGUCGGCUACCCCAUGGGCCCCAUCGAACUCGCCGACUACAACGGACUGGACAACAACAAACGCGUCGCCGAGAUUUGGGCAAAGACGUUCCCUGACGACGCCAGGUUCAAACCCAGCAAGCUGCUCAACGAAAAGGUGGCGCAGGGAAAAUUAGGAGUGAAAACGGGCGAAGGCUUUUACGUUUACAAUAAAAAAUAGAUUCUAAAUAAACAAU